Messenger RNA from Protopolystoma xenopodis, 414 nucleotides. The record is from the annotation of a GenBank genome assembly. NCBI's taxonomy places the organism in Eukaryota, Metazoa, Platyhelminthes, Monogenea, Polystomatidea, Polystomatidae.
GCCUUAUUCCCAGCAUUAAUCUUAUCAAUACGAGAUCUGACCCAUAAUGCCGUGGUGUUUGCCUGGGUCAGCCCAUCUUCGGGUCAUGGGCUUGCCCAUUUCAGAGAUGGGGCGCGCCCGUGGGUAGGGGCUUGGCCGGUUGGCUCGUCGUUAAUACCCUCACUCUGGCAGCGCCAAAGCCGAUCUGGAAGCGAGAUCAGAGCUUAUCAGAUGUCCUAUGCUGUGUCAACUUUUUCAUAUCGUUUUAGCAUGCACGCCAGUCGUUAUUUCUCAUGCCACCUUGUGAUGCUGAGAAAUGCAGCAGAAAUGGGCUUUUCGAGGAUUCGCCGAGGCACAUUGGUACCAUCUCGUGAAAGAAGUUGCAUUUUGAAGACUAGGGAAUACCAACCUUCUGCUCCGUGUUGCCGUAAUUAA